GGACCGUGCAUGGAGGCGGCGAAAUUACGCUAAAAAGAAAUAAUGAUAAUAUCUUUCCUCUUGUUCUGCUGAACUUGUCUGAUUUGAUCUUCUUCCUAACGUAAAUCCUUCCUUUCGUGGUUGCCCUAAUAGAUAAAGGCUGCUGUCCAUUCGUUCAUUCUACCAUCCCGUGUUUUUUGGUUGGUGUAAUACAUUGUCGAUCGCCUUCAUAACCAAAUCCAUCUCAUCAUGCUCGCCAACAGCUUGAAAGCCUCAACGGCUAUUUUGGUCACUCUUCUCGCAGGGCAAGCCGUAGCUAGGACAGAUCUGUCAGGCUGUGUUUCGUCUAAAACUAUUGCGUAUGGCGGCGCGAGCCUUAUCUGGUACGUCCCGGAUACCGGGGAGAUCUGCGCUUUUCUCGACUGUGGUGGCGGCCGUGCGCCACCUAAGACGACUGUCCCGGGUUGUGCCGCCUACUCGGGUACUGCAUCCUACUCGCCUAGCUACUUACCGAAUUUUGGCGCUGCCGCAACCGUUUCCGCAACCGCCAGCUCAACCGCGACCUCCUCGGCAGGGUCUUCUUCUGCGGCCACUUCUACGCCUACCUCUGACAUAGCAGACUCUUCGUCAUCUGUUAAUACCAUCACACCAGCACCGACUACGACAUCCCUGGAAACGAGUGCUACCGGUAGCGCCGGCUCGAAUGGCGAAUCAUCUUCCUCAGCUGGGAACUCUCAGGGAGCCGCAUCUACUAGUGUGUCACAGGGUGCGGCCGCCAUGUCGACGGGUGUUGUGAAGAGUGCUAUGGGUAUGGCAGUCGGUAUUGUGGCGGGCGUGGCUAUGUUGUGAGUGGAUGAUCCUGAUAAAGGUAAUCGUCAUUGAAUUCUAUAAGUAUGGAAGCCAGGAAUAUUGUUAAGUUGUUACUGUUUACGGUAGUUAUUAAUGAAGGGAUAAUCGUAAUAAAUCCGCCUUUUCAACAAA
Messenger RNA from Annulohypoxylon maeteangense, 960 nucleotides. RefSeq lists its product as uncharacterized. The record is from RefSeq and is a predicted model, not a curated record. The coding region runs from base 229 to 828 and encodes 199 amino acids. NCBI's taxonomy places the organism in Eukaryota, Fungi, Ascomycota, Sordariomycetes, Xylariales, Hypoxylaceae. The transcript has a single exon.